Molecule: messenger RNA, 1446 nt
Organism: Brenthis ino (lesser marbled fritillary)
Lineage: Eukaryota; Metazoa; Arthropoda; Insecta; Lepidoptera; Nymphalidae
Source: the annotation of a GenBank genome assembly
AUGUAUAAAGUUACUUCCGAUAAAACGGUGAAAAGUGGAAGCAAACAUAAUCAAAUUUUAACGUCUAUUACUGUAUGCCUGCCGAUUGUUGCUUAUGGCACCUCCAUGGGCUGGAUUUCUCCAAAUAAAGCACUUCUAAUGGGGGAAGAUUCACCUUCAAAACCGCCUCUUACUGAAGAGGACGUGUCUUGGAUGGCGUCUAUCAUGUUUAUAUUUGCACCUAUUGCUGUUUUCAUCUAUGGAGUUGCAGCAGAUAAAUUUGGAAGGAGAGCUGCUUUGCUUUUCUCGUCUUUGCCUAUAUCGCUCGGUUGGGUAGUUAAACUGGUAAGUGCACACCCUAUAGCAUUGAUCGGCGCACGCGCACUCAUUGGGUUUGGCUCAGGCGGCGCCUUCGUAGUAUGCCCACUAUAUGUGAAAGAAAUAAGUGAAGACAGUAUUAGAGGCAUGACAGGAACUUUUAUUAAUUUUGCACAGACUGCAGGUAACCUUUUUGUGUUCGUUCUUGGUGAUCUCCUCCCGUACCACACGGUGCUCUGGAUCCUCUUGGCGAUACCGUUAAUCCACUUCUGCGUCUUACUGAAGUUGCCCGAAACGCCAUCUUAUUUAAUGAAAUGUGGAAAGAAUGAGGAAACAGCUAAAGUACUAGGAUGGUUGCGAUCCCUACCACCCACGGACAAGUUGAUCAGCGAAGAAAUGGACCGACUAAUAAUAGAGCAAACCACUAGUGAACCGAAGUUUUCACCUAAGCUAUUAUUUGCUAACAAAAUCACCGCUAAAGCCUUCUGGAUAGCGCUCACUGUGACCCUGACGCGUGAAUUCUGCGGCUGUAUCGCAGUACUAGUAUAUGCAAGCCAUAUCUUUGCUGAAGCGGGAAAGGAUCCCGGGACCAGCAUCGCUUUGUCGCCCAAUAAACAAUCGAUUUUCUUAGCUAUCGUUCAGAUUAUUGGGUCGUUUUUGGCGUGUCAGCUAGUCGAUAGAACGGGCAGAAAGCCUCUGCUAGCAGUAACGAGUGUAGUUGCUGGUCUCAGUAUGUGUUUGUUGGGAGUAUGGUUCUAUCUCCUAAGUAUUGGCGUCUUCAUGCCCGGGUGGGUGCCGAUCAUUGCACUCUGCGUCUGUAUAUUCGCUGAUGCAACUGGUUUACAGCCGCUACCUUUUGUCAUUAUGACUGAAAUGUUUAGCUUCCAGCUCCGAGGCACAGUUGCAACACUAAUCAUAGCCAUUUCUCUGGGUACUGACUUCGCUCUUCUAAAACUCUUUGCUCCUCUCAACGCCUGGAUUGGAUACUACUCCACAUUUUGGAUUUUCAGCGCCAUUUGCCUUAUAAACGUAUUCUUUCUAAUAUUUUGUGUGCCAGAAACCAAAAUGCGAAAUCUAGACGAUAUAUACGCUGACCUAACGGGAAAGAAGAAAAAGAUGAACGAAAGCGUUGUUGAGACAAAUCAUGUA